AUCUUCCUCUAUUUAAACAUCUCAAUUUCUCACCCUGUCCUUCAUCACUUCUUCACUCUUUCUUCUCUUCUUCCUUGUCUCACAAAGUUUCACCUUUAUUUUAUUUCUCAAAUAUGCUAAAACUUGUUAUAAGCUUUUUGGUGGCAAUACUAGCUUUCAAGAUCCAAGGCAUAAAGAGGAUGAUUACACUCAUCACUUCACUCUAUUGAAGCUUCUCCUCGAUCUGUUUUCUCUGAUCUCAAAGUCUCAUUUUCUCACCCUCCAAAAGUCCAAAAAGAUAAUGUUGCAUAUGAGAAUGAGAAGAUUAUCAGAACUUACCAUUUUUUUCUUCCUUUUUGUUUUCAUUUCCUUUGAACUUUCCAAUGGUAAUGAAAUUAACCAUCUUUUAGCCUUCAAAUCUUUGAUAAAAGACCCAACUCAUUCCCUUUCAAAUUGGAAUGAUUCCACCUCAUUAUGCAAUUGGAAUGGAAUUACUUGCUCACCCAAAAAAACCCAUGUCCUUAAUAUCAACCUGUCUAGCAAAAACAUCUCCGGCGAGCUUUCGCCUUCGUUAUUUCGCCUUCGAAAUAUUGUUUCCAUUGAUCUUUCAGGAAAUCAACUUCAUGGAAAUAUUCCAGAAGGUGUAUUUUCAUGUAUGUCACUCAACAUUCUCAACUUAAGUAACAACAACUUAACGGGACGUGUGCCACGCACCGUGCAAUAUGGGACAGUGUUUGAGACUUUGGACUUGUCCAAUAAUAUGAUUUAUGGUGACAUUCCGGAAAAUCUUGGUUUGUUGAACAAUGUAAGGUAUCUUGAUCUUGGCGGGAAUGCCCUUGUGGGGGGAAUUCCGAAAUCGAUUUCGAAUUUGACGAAUUUGGAGUACUUAACAUUGGCUUCUAACCAACUUUCUGGUGGUAUCCCAAAUGAGUUGGGGAUGUUGAAGAAUUUGAAGUGGGUUUAUUUGGGUUACAACAAUUUUUCAGGAAAAAUUCCAAGUGAAAUAGGUUUGUUAAAUUCUCUUUUUCACCUUGAUCUUGUUUAUAACAAACUUAGUGGCUCAAUUCCCUUAUCUUUUGGUAAUCUUACCAAUCUUAAAUACCUUUUUCUUUACCAAAACAAGUUAAGUGGUGAAAUUCCUCCAUCUAUUUUUAAACUUGAAAGUCUAGUUUCACUAGACUUAAGUGACAAUUUUCUCACAGGAGAAAUCCCUGAAGAAAUUUCUCAUCUUAAAAACUUGCAAGUUCUUCAUCUUUUCACCAAUAAUUUGACAGGAAAAAUCCCAAAUUCUAUUUCUUCAUUGCCUCAACUUCAAGUUCUUCAACUAUGGUCUAAUAAAUUUUAUGGUCACAUUCCUCAUGACCUUGGCAAAAACAACAAUCUCACAAUUCUAGACCUUUCUACCAAUUCCCUUUCUGGUAGAAUCCCUGAUUCCCUUUGCAACUCUGGCAAUCUUUUUAAGCUUAUCCUGUUUUCGAAUUCCCUUUCCGGGGGAAUCCCACAAAGCUUAGGAUCAUGCCAUUCUCUUAAGCGAAUUCGCCUUCAAAACAAUUCCUUUUCCGGGGGAUUACCCAAGGGAUUCACCAAGCUUGCAAAUGUUAACUUUAUUGAUAUUUCAAGCAAUGAUCUUUCAGGGAAUAUCAAUGAAGGAAAAUGGGAUAUGCCAAUGCUUCAAAUGCUGAAUUUAGCUAAGAACAAGUUUGUUGGGGAGUUACCUGAUUUAUCAAGUAGUAUUAAGCUUGAGAAUUUGGAUUUAUCUGAGAAUCUUUUUUCAGGUAAUAUUCCUCCUAGUUUUGGUAAAUUAAAAGAGUUGAUGUUGCUAAAGUUAUCUAGGAAUGAGAUAACUGGUGAGAUUCCUGAAGAGUUAGGAUCAUGCAAGAAGUUGGUAACCCUAGACCUUAGCUAUAAUGAGCUUACUGGCCCAAUUCCUCGAGGGUUGGGCCAGAUGCCGGUUUUAGGCCAGUUGGACUUAUCGGAGAACCAGCUUUCCGGUGAGAUUCCAAUGACCUUAGGCACCGCGAAUUCAUUAGUAGAGGUCAAUGUGUCGUACAACCACCUUUCCGGGGUGUUGCCCUCCACCGGAGCAUUCCUCGCUAUCAACUCGAGUGCAGUGGCGGGGAAUAGCCUUUGUGGUGGUCCUCACUCCACCACCGGAGGCUUACCACUAUGCCAAGAUGAUCAGAAGGGCCCCACCAUGGCAGUAUGGUGGGGCCUAGCCAUAACCCUUGGUGUAAUCAUGUUCAUUGUGAUUGUCAUAUUUUGUGUGUUUAUCAUCAUUAAGAAAAGGAAGCAAAGGUUAUUGUUGCAAGUCCAAAGGAUGGAAAUAAAUGAUAGAUUAUGGGAAAUUCAAUUCUUUGAUCCUAAGGCAUCUAAGCUAAUAUCCAUCCAAGACAUCAUUAACAAGACAAAUGAUAACAAUAAUAACAUGCAAUAUUUAGUGGAAGAGUUUAGUGUUAACAACUAUAUGAUCUCAAGUAGUAACUUGUGGGAAGAGAUUCUACAUAUUGGUAAAAAUAGGCAUCCAAAUGUUGUGAAGCUUCUUGGAGUUUGCAAGUCUGAAAAAGGAGGGUUUUUGAUAUAUGAGGAAGUGGAAGGGAAAUGUUUGAGUGAAGUUGUACAUGGUUUAAGUUGGGAACGUCGUAGGAAGAUUGCUUUAGGGAUUGCUAGGGCUCUCAACUUCAUCCAUUAUCAUUGCUCGCCGAGUGUCUUUGCUGGUGAAAUGUCGCCGGAGCGAGUCAUCAUCGACCAAAAAGACGGCGAACCUCGCCUGAGCUUAGGUGUUGGUGGCUUGUUUCGUUCAUGUUCCAAGAGUAUUUUGUCUUCUGCCUAUGUUGCUCCAGAAACAAAAGAAGAUAAGGAAAUCACGGAUAAGAAUGACAUAUAUGGAUUUGGUCUAAUUCUUGUUGAACUCUUGACUGGAAAGGGGCCCACCGAUGCCGAGAUGGGGGCCCACGAUGGUAUAAUUGGGUGGGCCCGGUACUGCUACUCCGACUGUCAUCUCGACACGUGGAUCGAUCCUGAGAUUCAAGAGCAAAAGUUGAAUAAUCCUAAUGAGAUUGUAGAGACUAUGAACUUGGCCCUUCAAUGCACUGCUAGAGACCCAAUGGCAAGACCUUGUUCAAGUGAUGUAGUUAAAACCCUAGAGUCUAUUAUGAAGACUAGAAGGUGUAUUUUAGGGUUGGAGAUCUCAAAGUAAUUAGUUUGGAGAUUUAUCCCCCUUUUAGGUUAAAUUUUUGCCCCAUCAACUCAAGGUUUUUGUUGAGCUCGCUUUUAUUUCAUCUUCUAAGCUUGUUUUGCCUAGAUAAGGGCUUAGUUAGUUUAGGGUUUUGCUGAAUAUAUUUUGUGUGAUGUCAUAUAUGGUGACUAAUUAGUAAUUAUUGAGUGUAGAAUAGGUAGAUGAUUGAAUUGUAUUUAUCACACAAUUAAUGCAUGUAUCCCAUUCCUUAACUAGGUGUGUUCCCACACAAACUACUGGCGCAAGAAAGGCAAUUACCAUCGUGCAUUGCUUGAAA
Beta vulgaris subsp. vulgaris (sugar beet) is the source of this 3491-nucleotide messenger RNA. RefSeq names its product leucine-rich repeat receptor-like serine/threonine-protein kinase SKM1. Gene Ontology annotation, molecular function: protein binding; protein kinase activity; ATP binding. Bases 281 to 3175 code for a protein of 964 amino acids. Gene Ontology annotation, biological process: protein phosphorylation; hormone-mediated signaling pathway. Gene Ontology annotation, cellular component: plasma membrane. Lineage: Eukaryota; Viridiplantae; Streptophyta; Magnoliopsida; Caryophyllales; Amaranthaceae. The transcript is spliced from 3 exons. The record is from RefSeq and is a predicted model, not a curated record.